AUGAGAAAAUUAAAUCUCGGAAAGCUACGUUGUUCCACACAAUCAGCCGCCAAAAACCAGUCUCUGAGUGGCUCAUCAGCAAGAGAUCAGUCACAGACUACGAUUUCCAGUUUUUUCAUCACCAAACAUUGCCCGGUGAACGAUCCUUCCUCCAGUGAAACCGGCAGGACAACAGCUGAUGGAAAUAAGCUCACAAAGGGUGCUAAGGUAUGCUUUCUAGUAAAACAGCUAUUCAUUGGUACACUGACAUUGUGUUUCGAAACUGAUAUCGAUAUUGCAGUAAGAUAAGAAGCUUGUUUACAUCACACUUGGGCUAUCGUAUAAACAACCAUUAGACCCUACCUCACCUUGGCCCUAGCCAAUUCCGAACAACCCCUCCACCACCCCCCCCCCCCCCUUCCCCUCUUUUAAGUCAAUGAGUUGAAGAAGUAAAUUUUGCAUUUUACUUUGAACAUGAGAUUAUGAGAUUAUUCAAGAACCUUUGUAUGCAAGUGAGCACCAAAUACUUGUUGUUCCUGUGUUUUAUCCAUGCCACCAUGAAGCAAUUGUUGUGUCUGCAAGAGGUGGGCUCUGAAAUCCACAAUCCACACACACACAAAAAUGAAGCUUGCGAGGAUUUCAAUUUAUUGUUUCAAUUUAUUGAUAUUUAUUUGUGAUCUUUCAAACUAUUAGAGGUGUGCCAGUAAUAUAUCUCACAAUGAAAACAAGAACAAUCCAAGCACACAUUCAAAAAGGCAAAGGAUAAGUUCAAAUCAGUCCAUAAAGGAAGAUGGAAUAGUUGAAGAUCAUGUCACACUGAACAAUAAGGAAGUACUGAGUAGUUCUACAAUGGCCAAAUUGAACUGCUUUAGAAAAGAUUCAAUCAUGGCUGAUUCGCAAGUUGACAAAAAGCUGAGAAAUCUGCCAGUCACAGAAAUAUAUGGAGACAGAAUUGAGCCAGACAAAGAUCAUAAAAACAAGAGCAAUGGUAGAGCUAUCUAUGACAAGGAUGACGAUGGUUCAGAACCAAUGGAUUUUGAUGAAAGAGUUCAUCAGGAAAACUUAAAUAUCACUAAAUUUGCUUGUACAUCGCGUCCAUCUGGAAGACCAAUUCAGAACAUCAAAAAUGUAGCAGAAAAGAAUGAAACAGAAAGAUAUAAACCUGUCAACUUAAAGACUAAAUCCACAUAUACACCUUUAGAACUUCAGUUUCUUGAAAUUAAAUCCAAGUAUCCUGAUGUAAUUUUACUUGUGGAGUGUGGCUAUAGAUACAGAUUCUUUGGAGAGGAUUCUGAGGUAUAUCAUUAAUGAUAAGCAGGGCAGUUGCUAAGCACUGGCUGCCAGUGGAAUUCACUAGAUGAAAAAGCGGUGAUCACCAGCUAGAUUUUUAGCCAGUGGUCACUUGGUAAAACAUGUUGGGCACUUCUGAGGUUACACACAAUCAUUUGAUAUUGAACGCUAUCUCUGAGAAGCUUUACUUGAAAUUUCAUUCAGUAGCCUAAUUUCAUAGCUACAGCCAUGGAUGAAAAGAAAUCGAUAAAGCUUAGUUUUGUCUAUUUCUAUAUGUAUAUAUUUUUUAUGACACCAUUAACACUGAUAAGCUUUCAUUAACCUAUUUUUUCAGAUUGCUGCUAAGGAACUGAAUAUCACAUGCCAUUGGGAUCAUAAUUUUAAGACAGCAAGUAUUCCUACCCACAGACUUCAUGUUCAUGUCAAAAGGUGAUCAAUUCUAGUAGGAUGUAUUUCAAAAAUAAUUCCUCUUCCUCUAUAUAGGAAGGUAGAUUGUUACUAUACUUGAAUGUUUCUAUGCCACACCCUCACAUACCCACAGUCCAAAGAGCCUAUCAUAUUGGGAUUUACCUGGAAUAGACAAGCAUCCUUCUCAGGAGAAGUUGCCUCACAUUCUUAUUCACCACUUCUUGUUACAGAGUGUCAUAAAAGCUAGAAUAUGAAAGAAAUAAGAAAGUUGUUAUUUGUUUGUUGUGAGAGUAGGACCAAGAGAAUAAAGCUGAGUCCUUCAGAAAGUAUUGAGCCUCAAACAUUUGGAUUUUGUGGUCUGUUGCCCUACUAGUGACCCAUUUAGAUUUCAUUGGUUAGUUGGACCAUUUACUAGGUUUAGGAUAAGCUCACAGGAAGCAGGAACCAAGAACUGGACUUCUGACAAUUGACCCCUUCACCACAUGUGACUUAUAGGCAUUGUACUAUCAUACUGACAACCAAAUAUUUUCAGGUUGGUCAGUAAAGGUCAUAAAGUUGGAGUAGUGAAACAAACAGAGACUGCUGCACUAAAGGCUGCUGGAGAAAAUAAGAGUAAAGUAUUCACAAGAGAAUUGGAGGCAUUGUAUACAAAGACCACCCUGGUUGGGGAGGGUAUCCUUUGUUUGAGAUUGUGCAGGCCUGAAAUAGGAUGAUGGGUGUAGCAUGAGGGGUGAGAAUAAAGGAUGACAGCCCCCCCAUUAACAAUUUGCCAUCCCUUCAGCCCUCAUCACUCUUUUUACAAAACUUUUAAAACAUUCAGUCUUGUCAUCUUGAUAUGCAAUUCUCACCAAACAGUUGCCAUAUUUUUUACUUGAAUUCAAUUUUGUAUUGACCUCAAUGACACUAAGAUAUGAAGACUAUGGAAGAUUUAGAUGAAGCAGAUUCUGUGGAGAUGGGAAGUGGAUAUCUCAUGUGUCUUGUUGAAGAUGAUCCACAGGAUUCUAAAAUAAGCAGUGAUAGAAAGCUGUUUGGAUUGGUGGUAAGUAAAUCUCAUAAUUGUGUGAGAGUUCCUUAGGGUCCUCAGGUCUACCUUAACUUUUAACUAACCCUUGGAAAGUCAACUACUCCCUUAAAAAUUUGUGAGGUCCCUCUUAAGAUACAUUGUAUGACAGAUGCAUUAGGUCCAUUGUAAAAAAAAACCUCAUGGGAGUUCCCUGCUUUAAGGAGCCUAGAGUUCCUCACCAAGAUCCUUAAGGCAAGUCCCUUCAUAAAAGACCCUUGUGUUCCCUGCAGAGAUCUGAGGGCAUCUCUAUAGGAGAUUAUAUCUCAGUCCUAGAAUUCACUGUUUCUCAUUCAGAUAACAAAAUAGAUGUACUUGGGUCUCUCUUGGAUGAAAACUUCCAAAUCCUCACACCCUUAAACUAUGUUAAAUAACCGCAUGGCUCAGUCCUGAUCUCUUGUUUGGUUUUAAAUUUUAUAUUCAGGCAGUUCAACCAUCCACUGGUGAUGUCAUCUAUGAUGACUUUCAAGAUGGGCCAAGCUACAUGGAGCUGGAGGCACAUUUGGAACACAUCUGCCCUGAAGAAUUACUGCUGCCUGAAUCCCUGACCAUCCAAACAGAGAAUUUCAUCAAGGAUUUUGUUACAAGGGUGCAAAGGUUUGUCAUAAACUCUCUCCAUUUAGGGAAUCCCCUCAAAACUAAGAAAGAUACCACCUGUUAAAAGGUCAGAGGAGAAUAUACUACAUGAAAGCUGGGACUAUCCGAGUUCAGUGGCUGAUUUCUACCCAAUAAGAGCAGAAUUCUCCAAUCUGUGAUGCCAACAGAACACUCCAUAAUACACAAAAAUUAAUUUAGAAAUUUUUCAUGGUGGUACCAAAGCUCAAAGAAAGGAUCUCACCAUAGUUAAACCUGGGUUGUAAUACCUUUUCUUUUAUGUCAAUAUUUCUAAAGCAAACAAUUAUUGCAGUAUGUUCUGAAUUCACAAAUAUAAGGAUGCCAAAAAUUAAGUUUCUUUCUCUUUAAAGUUAUGAUGCAAUUUAUGGAAGAUGUAUCUAACAAAUCCCUAUCCUUAUUGUCCAGCAUUCCUUGAUAAGCUUGUAACAUAUUUUGUAAGAACCCCUUUAAAUUUUUGUUUAGAAGUUUGGGUAUCAAUUGAAGCAUUAAGGUUAAUGGUGUUUUUUGUUACUGUUAUGCAGACCAGAGGAUAGUAUAAGACUUGAAAGAAUGCCUGAUCAAUUUUUUGAUCAUUCUACUUCUCUGAAAUGCAUUACUGAAUUUUAUGAGGAACAAAAGCCAGUGAGGAAUGAAGAACUCUGCAAAGUAAACAUUACCCAGGAACUGCAGGAAAACAGUUCAGCAUUGGAAAUAAUCCUCAAGCUUCCCAAAUCAGUUCAGUCUUGCUUUGCUGCACUUGUCAAAUAUCUUAAAGACUUCAGGCUGGAAAAAAUUUUUAGGUUGAUAAGGUAUGUUCAAAUAGUCCGGUAGUAUUUCCUGAGUAAUGCAUGUGACAGAUAUACUUCUUAUAUGUGAGGAUUGAUUGAUUCUCAAUUGGUAUUAAUUGACAAAUGUGUUUUUUUUAAUUCACAGUAACUUUUCAAGAUUUUCUGUACAGAACAAAUUUCUAAAAUUAAAUGGACAAACUCUGAGGAACUUGGAAAUAUUUAAGAAUCAGGUAUUUUGCUUGACCGAUAUUUACACUUGUUUUGAUUGAAUUACUUUUCUUGAUAAGUCAAGAACUCUAAAACUUAAACUAGCUCCAAGAAUUUGCAAGGAUGAAACGUCCUAAAAGGGAAAAUUGAAGUGUUAUUCAAAAUUUAAGUAAAUUUCUUUAGCUUACUAUAAGAUGCAUAAACAUCCUAAUUUUAUCCACAGACAAAUGGUAAUGAAAAGUCGUCACUCUUCUGGAUCAUUAACCACACAACAACUGCAUUUGGGCGAAGGCUUUUAAAGAAAUGGAUUUCACAACCUCUUCGAGAUGUUAGGUGCAGGUUGCUCUUUCUUAUGUGGUUUUUCACCAAUCAUAACUGUGGAUCUGGACUGGUUUAACUUGAAUUUUUCACUGAACGUUUUUGUUUUAAGUCCAUUUUCCAUCCUCAACCGUUUUUUGUUUUUGUCUAUUCUUGCCUCUGGAGUGUUUUUCUUUUUCUCACUUUUAUGUGAAUACAAUUUCUUAAUAACGUGUCAUAUAGAAGGCACAUUUAGCUUAGGUAGUUGUGCCCACUGCGCAACAGACGGAUGUGUUCUGUGAAUGCACCAAGGUGCACGGUUGUAGAAACCCUUUAAAGAGAAUUUUCAUCUCCUUUCUAACAACUCAACAUCUUUUGUGUACAAUUUCAAUCAGUGAGAUCGAGAAGAGGCUUGACGCCGUGACAGAGUUGUGCGGUCCUAGUGCAUCAUGUUUAGCAUCCUUAAAAGGCCUUUUGUCGCAGCUUCCCGACCUAGAGAGAGGAUUAUGCACUAUUUGCCAUAAAAAGGUUUGUUCAGGUUGAGAGUAACGUUGUUUUUCGAGAGGAAGUACAGUGUCGGUAAAAGAAGGGCAUGGGAAGGAGAGAUGUUGGAUGGUCUCGCGCAAGAGGAAAAAACAGAUUCGGAAAAUGUAUGUCCUCGAGUAAGAAAACUGAAUUGCUUAGCUUUUUACUCGCGUAUUUGAGUAUAAUUGCCAUUUACGACGAAAGUUUGCCCUGAAUUUUGUAACAUGAAGUGACAAGAAGAUUUGCUACUUCUCUUGGACGGAAUACUAGUUCAGUGCAAGUUAUUCCUCACCAUUUCGUUAAGUUUCCCUGAAAAUUUGUUUUUUAACCCAUUUACACUACAGGGUGGCGACAAGAAAGAGCAGAUCAGAGCAGAACACUAUAGGCCGGUUAUUUAAACAAAGUUUAACAGUUGUUUCGUAAAAAACGCGCUCUAAACUAUCCUGAGUUUAGCUGAAUCUUUUAUCUGAGCAUUUAUUUUUGUGAACAGUGUCAAGAGGGCCGAAAGCUAACAGUGAAAGGACAUUUGUUAAUGAAAACAACCUUCUUAUAGAGACCUCGUCUAAAUAACGGGUCCUAUACAACCCUGAACAGAGUUCGAACCCAGACUUCUCGGUGGAAAAUCCCUUGUGCUAAAUCACCAGGCCUCCGUGUUUCGAACUCGCAUAACUUGGCCAUAAAUAUUAGCCAUCACAAAACAAUGCUCCCCUUUGGGCUCACAGGUUGCAUAAGUCAUGUGAGAGGUUGCUAUCAGAACUCUACAAAAAUCUGCUCCUAGUUCAGAUUUCAACUGUAGAGCUACCUUUGUGACGCUCAAAAUUCAUACUGAUGAAUGUAAAGCUGCAUUUUAUGAUGGUUUUUUUUUUAUUGCUCACCAUAGUGCACACCAGCAGAGUUUGUCACAAUAACAAAAUCUCUGGUAAGGAUUGCAAAACACCUUCAGUCAAACAAAGAUGUUGCCACGAGCAAACUUGAAUCUUCACUUCUAAGAAACGUUUUCACUGAGGUAUGUACAAUGAAGUGGUGUCGACAUUACGAUGUAAUUAUAUACGUUUUCCACUUACCUUAACGCUUGACCAAGAAAUUAUUUUUCUAAUUUUUUUUUCAGGUGCCGACGUAUUUGGAGGAUGUUGAAGAUUUUCUUCGACUAGUUGAUGAAAAGGCUGCCAAGUAAUUAACAUUCCUUAAAUAAGAGUUUAGCGGUUUGGUUUCCAACGUCCAAACGUCUAUACAGAUGUAGUAGUCCUGAACUGAAUAGACCGUCGACUUCACGGCAGAUACUGUUAGUUAGCGAGCCAGAACACAGGAAUUUCGAAUCGAGGUCUCUUCAGUGGAAGGCCUUCAAUUGUAGCUGCACUGAUUGUAGGGAAGAGAGAGAGUAAACUAAUAAAUUCAUUCGUAGACGGUUUUACGACGUAAAGUUUGGUUUUGCGGUUUUUUAUUGAGUAGUGUUGUCAAAGUUCAUGUGCUAAAACUUUUAAUUCACUCUUUCGAGUUAUCAAUGCGCAACUAAAAAUGUUGAAUCUAAAUCAAAGAUCUAGCUCAUCAGAAUAAAGAGAAAUGGCCGACUGCUAUCUCUGUUCAGCUUACCUGGCCAUCGUUCCAUUUUAUUUUCAGAGACGGUGACAAAACCAAGCUGUUUUGUGAUCUAACGCAGUUCCCUAUGAUAAUGAAAUGUAAUUUGGUGAGUCAGAGACCAUUUUGUUCAAACAAAGCGCACAGUUUUUCAAUUCACCUACUUUUAUAAACUUUCUUCUACGUCCAACAUGAAUUGUUUAAGAGUUUCUUCGUUUAUUAGGAAAUUGAGAAGAUUCUGACCGACCUAAAGAACCAUCGUUCAGAGUUUAGACAGGUGUUACGACAUCCAUCUUUGGAUUACUGCUGUGUUUCAGGAAACGAGGUAUUUUCAAUCCAUUGUUUCGCUUUGCUCAGCUCAGGGUAGUAAACUUGAAUUUUCUGAAGAGAAGAGUGAACAUGUUGAAAAUGAGCACGAAUCGCCAAUCAGCGCUUUAUACAGCCCCGAGUGAACUGAUCACAACGUCAUAGGAACUGAGUUUUAACCAAAGUUUUUGUAUUGUUUAUUUCAGUUCUUAAUCGAAGUAAGGAACACGAAUUUGAAGACUGUGCCUGCCGAUUGGAUAAAAAUAAGCGCGUAAGUCUCCAGAGCUCAUUAAGCCUCUUCUCUUCGUUGUAUCAUUUUAUAAAACGUUGCGUCUAAUUUCCACUGAUCAUUCCACCUUUAAAAAGAGGUGAUGAGUCAUGUUUUCCUUGGGGAACAGUUUAUAAGGUGCCUGAUUGUAGUAUUGCAAAGGAAUAACUGCUUAAUUUUGAAAUAGUUUUUAAAAGAUAAUUCUGCUGCUGAUACUCCUACCUUUGUCUUUAAACCUUCUCAAACUAAGGCUAAAAAGUUCUGACCAGUCUCUCUAUCGAUCAUGAGCGAAAUGUGAAUCAAACGCUGCCUAGUAUUACCAACGUGGUCACUCACGUUUUUCCCGCGCUUUUAAUAGAUGACUUGCUUUUACCGCGAGCUCUCAUUGGCUAUUUGAAUUGGAGCGCUUUUCGAUUCAUAAGACACAACCAAAGUUAACAGCAAUUCGAACACAAGGUCAUAAAACAAGGAGCCAAUGAGCACUCGAAAUAUAAACAGGCAAACUACUUGCAGCGCGGGUAAACGCGAGGGACCGAGUCAUCAUUUGUUUUAGUUUUUUAUCUGAUUAAUUGAGAAGCUGAUACAAGUUUUCAAGACCAGUCGUAGAGCGAAGAAAGGCGAACUAAUAAAAUCUCUAAUCACUAACGAGAGGCCUUAACUUUUUAAAAUUGUAACGAAGUACGCUCUGUGCGGUUUUAAGCACGUUUUAAGUAAAAUUCUCGCUUAUUUGAUAGCGGUUUGUGCAGUGAAUAGCGCUGUGCGAUUUUCGAACUACACAAUUUUCCGAACGGUUUUGUAUUAAGGUAUUGACUUUCUGACGAUAGGUUCGAUAUGAAUCACUUUUGUGUGUGGUUUUUCCAGUACGAAACAGGUGUCAAGAUUCAGGACACCAUUCGUAGAGGACAAGUUCAAACUUCUUUGCCAGUGGCGAGAACAACUGUCAAUCUGCUGUCAGGAGGCGUGGCUAGAAUUUCUCGCGCUCUUCUCAGAAGCGUGCGCAAGAUACCGGCGUGCCGUAUGUCAUAUCGCCACGCUCGACUGCUUGUUCUCCUUGGCAACCGUGGCCAGUCAGCGAGGUUUUACCAGGUAUGGCUUGUUAUCAAAUGGGAAAUAUUUUCUAUUUAAUGUUGAAUGAAUGGUUUUUCUCACGGUGUGAGGUCACUAUCAAUUAAAGGAAAAAUGUGAAACAUUUUUUAAAGCCAUAUCCGAGUUUGCUGUAAGAAUUCAAACCCAAGCCUUAUGUCGUCAUGGUCCUGAGUUUGUCAGCGUGGUGGAAGGGAUUUUAGAUUUGCCAACAUUGCUGACGCUGAAUUUAACAUCUUUUCUGAGAGAAGACAAUUUUUAUAAUGAGAAUUUGUUUUGAAAUUCUCUGCAUUCAGGGUUCUUUACAAAUUGUCCUUGUAAGUAAUAUCUCUAUAGUGAUAAACAGAGUUCUAACAUAUCCGCUUGCGGAUUUGAAUUUUUCUGCUCGUACUGAUUUUACUUCUCACUCGUUCGCCACGUGGACUCGUAAGAGAUAUCGUCAAAAUACCUGACAUUAGAAUUCGAUUUCAAGGAACACUUGUACAAAUUUCCAUUAAAAUGUCAUUCUUAUGCGCACGGUAACUGAAAGAAGGUUUUGCGGCGUAACUUUUGGUAGAAGGCCCUCUCUUGGUUUUGUUACCGUGGGAAAUGUACUCGCUUUGCAUUCUGUGAACUUAUACUCUUUUCUGGCUAGCUCUUGAAAGUAAUUUGUGAAGUACAUUUGGACAUCCGUUAAAGAUUGCGAUUUGAGUAUUUUCCACUCGGCAGUUUCCGAAAUUUUGCGGAAUCGAAAUGUAAUAGGAGGGAACUUUGCGCAAUAUCCCUUGACAAUAAUUGAACUUAAGCGAGUUAAAUUGAUAUAUAUUCUUAGCGAAGCGAUUAGUCGCCUUACCUCUUAGCUUGAUGUACUUUAGAACGAAAUUACAUUUGCUUGAUGCUCUGUUAUCUUCAAAAUGGGUGCUUAAAGUUUACUGCUUCCCGAAAUAAUAGUUGUACGUCAUAUCAGAUACUUAUUUUAAGUGCUCUGCGCAACAGUUUUCUAUUCGGGAGUAUAUUACUUCUCUAGCUUCAUACUCUAUCAAAUCAGUUGAAGGCUAAACAGAACCAACGUUUGCAAGAAUGGUCAUGAACACCUCUGAUUUCGCUGAGGAACCCCAACUACGAACCUGUGUUAUGAACAAAGUUGUCUGGAGCAACAGCUAUGACACAGAAAAGACAAGCUUUGCCAUCAUCGCGAUAAUCCUCAAUGGUCUUAGCAUGCCUGUGAUAAUUCUCAUGAACGCGUUGGUGGUCGCAGCGGUGAAGACAACACCCAGAUUGCGAACAAAUUAUAACUUUUUGUUGGCUUGUUUGGCAGGUACAGAUCUGUUGGUAGGAAUUGUUGUUCAGCCAAGUUUCAUUGCCGUACAAAUUAACGUUCUAAGGGGAAUAUCUUUGGAGCAAUUCUGCCAACACGAAAAAGAGUUUUCUUACUUCGCUAUCAUUCCGAUUCUCUCAUCUUUUUAUCAUCUCACCCUUAUAAGUGUUGAGCGCUUUGUAGCGAUAAAACACCCCUAUCGUUACACCACUGUUUGUACUAAUCGUUGCCUGAUUACGGCAGUCGCCAUCUCGUGGGUCAUGACUUGUUUGCCAACCGUACUUCACUCUCUUGACGAAAGAUUACAACCGAUAGUCAGAGCUUUUCGUGUUUGUUUUUCGAUGUUUAACUUUUUCGUAAUUAUAUUCUGUCAUAUUUCGGUUUACUUUGUGUCGCGUCGACAUGAGUGUCGGAUCAGAUCGGAGCAAGUGUCACUGCAAGCCGCUGCUGACUUUGCCAAGGAGAAGAAAGCUUUGAAGACAACUAGAAUUAUUAUACUGACUUUACUUUUGUGUAUUCUGCCUCCUUCAGUGUAUGGUUUGUUUUUGCGCAUCUUCUCCAACAGCAGUAAUUAUAUUGUGACAGUAGUACAUUUGAGUCAUCCUGUCGUAUCAACUUUUAAUUUACUUAAUUCUGUUUGUAACCCGUUCAUAUACUGCUAUAGAAACAGGACAUUUCGGGGCAAAUGCGUCAGGUUGCUGAAAUUUAGAUGCACAUAUCAAGGCACCAAAGAAUAGUGACUCUACCUACGUUUGUGAUGGAGACAUCUUAAAAUUAUUAAACUUUGUCCAAGUGUUGUUUUUUUUGUCUUUUUUUUUCUGAAGAGUGAAGGUGGUUGCCCUCAGUUGAGACGUUGUGUUCUUUUUGGGGGUUCUUGAAAGUUUAAAGUCCAAGUGAGGGCUGUUUCAAAUUAAUAUUUGAUCACUCUACUGAAGGUAAAAGAUUUAACGCACUUCCCAUAUCAGAAAGGAAUUCAAGGUUGAAAAAAAUUUCCUAUCUUGACACGAAAUAGCCAUAAAGAUAUCUUUGUAACCCGACGCCGGUAAAAUAUGCGUCCCAAUUGGCUGACUUACUCACCAACUAUUGGCUCAUGAAUAAGGUGUAGAAAAUUAAGGGUAUUAGCAAUUACACCUGUGUUUCAAUAAUUGUGCAGAUCUCUGGGAACUAACACUCAGUAAAUUUUUUGCGUCUGCCAGUGACAUCCAUAAUUGAUUUCUCGAAAGGCUUCCGAUUUGGUAAAGAAAUAAGCUGCCCACUUGUAUUUCCGCUUCUCAUUCUUUUCGGAAUGGCAAUUGAAAUAACACUCUAAGUGAAAUACGUCUUCAUGCUUUGUGGAAAGUUACUUUGCAAUGUGCGACCUUUUUUACCUUGCGGUAAUUCAAACACGGUACCGUCAGAAAUGGUACUUGAGAAUACUUUGCAAAAGUCCUAUUAUUUCAAUCAAAAUGAGAUUUACAUUGUGAAGUGCGAUAUGGUUCGUGUCUCUGAUUGGAUGAACGGUUUAUUUUCGCAAUCGUUCACUUCCAAUCUUUAAAAUGUGUCGAUCAGCAAGAAAAAAUCUCAGCAUAUAUGAUUUAGAAACAUCAUAUCUUGGAAAGUGCUUGAACGAUCACUAUUUGCGUGUUGCGAUGCAUCAAACGACGAACGAGUGAGCGCAGCGAACGAGUGAGUUUUUGAUGCAUCUCAACUCGUGAAUAAAGAUCGUUCGUGCGCACUUUGUGGAAUAUUCUCCAUUAAAUGCGUCGUGGGGUGAUACUUUGUUACAGUGAGGUGUUGUUCUGUUUUUGAUUUAUUGUCUGCUUGUCGAAAGUUGAAAAUAUUAGCUACUGAGCUACACUGUAAAUUUAAGAUAAAAUAUAUUCAUUUACAUAUGUAUGGGACAAAGUCUACACUUCACGAAAAAAAUUUGUUCAAAGUAUUAAGCAGUCAUCUGAAGACGCAAGCUUGCAAACGUUUAUUUAAGGCGUUUCCGUAAAUGUAAUCAUACGCUCCGCAGGAAAAAGUUAAAUUUACCGAGAAAUAUUCUAAUGUAAGUGGCAGCAUUGGGCUAUUUAUAUGAGGAAAAAAGUCUUAAUAAGCCGCAAACUUACCGCAGAGGCAGAGGCUCAUCAUGUGCCUUUGUUUAUGCGGUGUUGGUGAAGACAUCACUUAGAUUGCAAACAAAUUAUAACGUUGUUUUGGUUUGCUAGGCAGGUACAGAUCUGUUGGUGGGAAUUGUUGUUCAACCAAGUUUCAUCGUUGCACAAGUUUAUGUUAUAACGGGCAGAUCUUCAAAACGGAAACGUUCUUUCCUUGAUCCUCGUUAUUCCUAUAUUAUCAUCUUUGCAUCACCUAAUCCUCAUAAGUGUAGUGCGCUUUGUAGCGAUAAAACACACCUAUCGUUAUACAACCUUCUUUACUGCACGUAGCUUGACUCAUGGGUCUUGGCAUGUUUGCCAACCUUCAUUUUCUUGUCGAUAGUUUAAAACUUACGAUCAGAGUUUUUCGUGCUUCGUUUACAUUUAUUAACGUGCCUGUGAUGAUUUGCUGUCGUAUUUCGGUUUACUUCGUGUCCCGUCGUUAUGAGAAUCGAAUCCGAUCGGAGCAAGUUUCACCGCAGGCCGCUUCCAACUUUGUAAAGCUUCGAACACAACCAGAAUUAUUAUAACCUUACUUUUGUGUUUAAUACCCGUUUUAGUGUGUGCUAUAUUUGUUGGCAUCUCAUCCAACAGCAGUAAAUAUAUUGUGACUGUAAAACGUUUGAGUCGUCCUGUUGUUGUAACCACUACUUUCAUUAAUUCUAUUUUUAACCUGUUCAAAUACCACCACAGAAAUAGAACAUUACGACAAACAUGCAAAGCGUUGCUGAAAAUGAACCGUGAAUUUAUAACGACGAUUGAUAACUCUUUCUUUUCAUUUAACAUAGACAUUUAUAAGUCUUUUACAUAUAUAUAUAUAUAUUUAUAUAUAUAUAUAAACCCUCUGUUUGAAUAAACCUUUUUGAAACCUCAUUGUGUAGUUUUUGACUACAUAACAGUGUGACUUGCACGGAAAGGUGAGAUGAUAUUUGUAUCCUUCAAGUUUGCUUGAGCAACGCUCGUUUUGAAGGACAACGAAAAACCUCUCUUAUUCGCUAUAUUUGGGAAUAAUUUUUGCUCGUAUCUUGAACGCCCUUCCUGUUUUCUUCCAUUUACCUUUUAGUCGCAUGUCGAAAGUCUCAGUGAUUAAGGAAACCCUUGGGGUAAAUUUCUAUGGGAGAGCUCCCCGCCUCCCCCAUCUCUACGGGCGCCCUAUCAGGCGAGAUUGAGUAAACUUCAGCAAGACUCAACCGACGAGCUGUGAAACAAGCGACAAUAUAGUACUCAUUACAACCUUUUCAGUCUUGAUUUUGUUGUUCCAGGCCUGUCGUAAAAGACUGUGAAGCCCAUAUUUACAUUAAACAAGGACGACAUCCAGUGUUGGAUACGUUUCUCUCAGAGAAUGAACAGUUCGUCCCGAAUGAUACGCAAAUGGAUGUAAGUGAAUUAUAAAUUACCAGGAGGUUUAUAAGCACGGGCAGCAAGUGUGAACACGAACAGAAAAUUAAGUGAAAUAUUUGGCUACGUCUAAAGCACAGCAGAGAUGCAAGCCUAGGUGCGAUUAAAUCGACUUGAAAAACAUGGCAACUGCAGUGAGGUAUCCGCGUGUCUCUGAUUAACAGGGUUCACGUAAUUCUGGUCAUUUGGGGCAUCAUUAGCUUCCUUUCCUUUCAAUUGUCCAACAGGCGAGAGCUCAGUCCUAAACUCUCCCAACUAGAGUUUAAGGGAAAGUGAUGAAAAUAUCUGUUCUGUCUUGGAAUUUGGAGUUUUUCGGGAAGAUUAUGGGUACGUGUUUAGCAGUACAUAGUUUGACUGCCGAUUGUUCUCUUUGUAGGUCAACAGCAAUCGCUGCAUGAUCAUUACAGGACCAAACAUGGGAGGAAAAAGUUCUUACAUAAAACAAGUACGAUUCUACCUUGAAGAAAGCAGUUGUAUUCUACUGUCGUUGUUUUUAAGAAAGGUUAAAUCUAAGUUAAUUCACACUUUACUUCGCAGGUUGCUUUGAUUGUUAUUCUCUCCCAGGUCGGCUCUUUUGUACCGGCCGAAGAAGCACGGGUUGGAGUUUUAGAUGCAAUUUUUACCAGGUAAAAAAUAUUACCAAGCCAAAAUUCAUUUUUACGCUCGUUUGGUUUCUAGUCCUUUGUUACUUUUUGUUUUAUUGCAAUUACGUCAUAUAUUGACAGGAUGGGAGCCACAGAUAACAUUUAUAAGGGACAAAGUACAUUCAUGGUUGAACUUCAGGUAAGUAGAAAAUUUAUUUCAUUUUCAUCUACAGUUAAGUCUGUUUACUCAAGCCGGUAACGAGAUAAUGAAAGAUUUAAAGCGACACCUCAUUAUGUUGUACACACUUUGUGAUUAGUUUAAUUUAGCAUUAAGAUGCACGCUGUAACAGUUCAUUGACCGACUAUUGCUUUCGUUGCAGGAAACGUCUGACAUCAUUGCUCAGGCUACUCCUAAGUCACUUGUCAUUCUGGAUGAGCUAGGCCGCGGUACUAGUACCCAUGACGGCACGGCUAUUGCCUAUGCUACAGCUCACCACUUCAUAAGUAAGGUUAGUGUCACUUAUGGCUGAAGGAAGGCACCACCUCUCAGUGCAAAAUCUGUAAUUCGGCAAUAUACCAUAAUCGUGUAGGACGUUCCCUUCAAUCCUACUAAUUUUUCCCCACAGAUAGCAAGCUUGACUCUGUUUGUAACACACUAUCCGUCUCUUGCGGAGCUGGACGGAUUAUUCCCAAACCAAGUCACCAACAGCCACAUGGCAUUUAUGACAUCAGAAGAGCCAGGCGCCAAACACUGUGCCGAUGGUGGGGAAGGCGAAGACAACAAUGUCAUGUCUCCCGUACCGUCAGUUACGUUUCUGUACCACUUGGUGAAUGGAGCGGCCGCGAGAAGCUACGGGUUAAACGUUGCUCACCUAGCGGGAAUUCCGAAUGAGAUCAUUAACACAGCAGCCGCAAAAUCACGAGAAAUGGAGAAUUUGAUCAUGUCAAGACGGUGGGUACCUUUCAGUUAGAUUAGAAGGGUUGUUGGCAGACUUUACCAAAGCUGCGAAGUUGUUUGUCGUAUGCAAAUAAACCGUGAGUUUUCUGAGGAGCAAACCUGCGAUUAGAAUCGAGAGGUUUCUGAUCGGUUUGUCGUCACUUGAUUUUAUGAUGGAUUUGCUUCGCUCUCAGUUUAUACAAAUUUUAACUCAAGUACAAGCUGCUUUGACUUUUUUUAAAAGUCAUUGCAUUAGUUGACGGUUCAAACAACCGGCUAUUGUCAGGAUAGCUAAGAAAUGCCCCUUGAUGAAUUUCACACGACCCAUUACUUUUCAGUUAAAGUUAUUAAUCGUGAGUAUUUUUUUCUUUUAAGUAUAGCGAUAUUUGAUAUCAUCAGAUUAAUAAUGUUCUUAUCUUUUUUUCCUGACAGAUCCAUCAAAACUAGUUUUCAGGAAAUUUUCUCAAAAUCGCCAACAACGCGCGAAGUGAUCGAGCAGCUGAGGACUGCUUUGGAGAAGAUUUCACCCGAUUUUUAAAGCUAAAUUACAUCAUUGCUUGAUAUUCAUACAAACUUAUUGCGGUUUUUUCUCGUUUAACAUUUAUUUCCUCGUUUUCACGUACAGCCAAACAAUAGGAUAUUUAAAGAAAGAUGUUUUUCAUCUUGUCACAAGCGUUGGACAAAGAAAAAAUUCUGAGUCCCCAUGAGGAAUCGUACCUCAGACCUUCGGAUUCCGCGCUCCGAUGCCCUACCACUGAGCCACAGAGACUCCACUUUGAGCAAGGUUCAUAUGACACGCGUCCAGCAUACUGCUAGGAUCAGAAAUGUAGAUAGCGUUAUGUUUGUAGAUAGAAAUGAGAGAGAUGGUAAAUUCUGAGCUCGGUAAAGAAAUAAAGAAAUUUUUUUUUUCGUCUUGUCACGAGCGUGGGACAAAGAAAAGAUAUUUGUACCCAUUAUCGAGACAUACAGAAUACACCAGACCAAGUUACCACAAAGAGCCGCAUAAAACUCGUAAUCAAAUCAUUUGAUUUAAAACUGAGCACUCCAUGGAAAACGAGAUUUUGUAAUUUUGGUCUGUCCAUCCAUAGUGGCAAGAAUGUCUUUACACAAUGUAGUGCACGUGUAUAUCAGGAAACUUGAUAAAUAUUAUGGUUAGGACUUCGAAGAGGAACUACACAUUGGUAAACAGUGAACAGUUUUUAAACACUUGAAGACAGUGUUCAUUCUCCCCUGUAAGUUGUUAUAGAAUGGCUCGGCUAAAUCAGAUUUACUUCAAAACAGAGUCAAACGUAUUAAAGUUGGCCUAAAAUCUGCGAGAAUAUUCCAAAUUUUUUGAGUUUGGCAGAGGAUGAGACCUCUACAGGUUAUACAAUGUGAUGCGCGCCAAUACAUCGGAACCAGUCGGAGAGGUCUAUCUAUGUAGUGAUUUGCUUUCAUUUUCCCGCCUUUCCAUUGCUUAUUUUCCACAUUAUACAGGGCACGCCCAUGAGCCAUCUUUGAAAAAAUAAAUAAACCAAGUAAUUUGUAUAUUGAUUGAAUUUCACCUGUCAGGUUUUACACGAGCAACCAGGAAGGAUCACCGAGUGAUUGAUUGAAAAGAGCUGAAGAACUUUAGAAUGUGC
Messenger RNA from Pocillopora meandrina, 16335 nucleotides. The record is from the annotation of a GenBank genome assembly. Lineage: Eukaryota; Metazoa; Cnidaria; Anthozoa; Scleractinia; Pocilloporidae.